AUGGAAAGCAUCUCUAGCAACGCAAGACCGCAGAACAGCCGGGAAGAUGCCACAAAGCGUCUUUUCAAGUCGAUCUAUGAACAAUUUCUAAAAGACGGCCUUGCGCCAGACGCAGCCUGCGCCAAGGCGAUCCAGGAGCUGAAGAACAGGACUAAAGAUGUCAAUCGAAAUCCUUCGAAGGCUGGCCCAUCUGGAGGGGAACAUGUUCCAAUGGAAAGUGAUUCCGCAGGAACUGUCAGCGGCGAAAAUCGUGUUCAAAAAGAGUGGCCAAAAAUAGAAUUGCCAUUGCCGAUUUUCUAUGCGAGCGAAUUGAUAAAUCGCCUUCCCGAGGCUAAAUACUAUAAGACUCACGUGACUUACUCGUUUCUUCAAGAGCCCAAAAGCUCAUCAGAGGUGGAUUGGGACGGGCUUAGGCGAUUCUACGAUGCAGUAGAGGAGCAAGGAGGAGCAGCGGAAAGGGCUGUUGUUAGAGCUAUAAGAGAAUUUCGCUGGAAAAUGUUCGCGAAAGACAAUAGAAGUCUCGAAAACUACGAAAGUGUGGUAAUGACUUUUGUCAAUCCGCACAUUGCAUCUCCCGCGUACUUGGAAAACGCUCUGCCGGAACUUUGUGAAACUCUUACUGAUAACAUCCCAGUCGCACUUGAGAGCGAGGAGAACUGUGAAGAGUCAAAACUAGUAAAAGCGUUCGCGAAAUUAAAUAGCCAAGACCUUCUUCAAAUUGUUCAAAAUCUUCAACAAGCGAUCACCAUCAGAUGCGUCGAGAUUGACACGGAUCGAGACGUGCACAAGGACGCCAAGAUCAUUAGCUACGUGCGUACCAUGAGGUACCUAUUUCUAGCAGCGCUAGUGGACCCGGAGCCAAUGCUUGACUGGAAAGCAAAUCUCCAAUCCAACCUCGACAUCGUCAAUUCAUCGUCAAGUCAGGAGCAAACUGAAAAUAAUGAGAUGGAUGUGGAUGCUCCUGCAGCAGAAGCAGCUGAAAACAGAAACAACGGAGGUCUAAAUGAGCAAACAGAGGAUGAACGCGUUAUUGACGAACUUCUGCGGAGCAACUUGCUGAAUCAAGUCGCUUCUGGCGGGACAAUGACCGAUCCGCUGUGCAAGAAACUCGGCGUAAAUUGGAUCAGCGUGAAUCGCCCGAAAAUACCUUACUCUGAGUUUGUCAAUGAAGUCAUCAAUAAUGCGCUGCGAGUCGAAAGGGAUUUCAUCAAUCUGAGGUAUCCAGACGGACUUUUCGACGAAGCAGAAGAGGACGACACUCGUUUUUCAUUCUUCCAUCAUCCCUUUAUGCUGAAUACGGAGCGAAAGACGAGCUUUUUGUUUUACGACUCGAGGGAGAAACAAGUCAUGAUCAGGAGAAACGUCGAAUUUCUUGGAGCGAUGAGAGAGCUGCCUUUUUUGAUCAUAAACGUCUCCCGAAACAAUAUCAUCCAAGACACACUUUUGCAGCUGGAAAUGGUGAUUCAAGAUGACCCAGCAGCGCUGCAGAAGCAGUUUGUGGUCCAGUUCGAUGGCGAACAAGGAAUCGACGAAGGAGGAGUCAGCAAAGAGUUCUUCACGUUGUUGUUGGGCGAAAUACUCAAACCGGAUUAUGGCAUGUUCCAGUACAACGAGGACACGGGCUACCACCAGUUCAAUCCUGUGCAAUUUCAGGACACGGAGAAAGAAUAUCUUCUUCUUGGCAUGCUCUUAGGCUUGGCAAUUUACAACAGCAUCAAUUUGGACAUCAACCUUUCAACGUGCAUUUUCAAAAAGCUCCUUGGCGGCAAGGGCGAGUUCCAAGAUUUGGAAUUUGCCCACCCCGAUGUGUACCGAAAUUUAACUCAACUGCUCGAAGCUGAUAAGGAUACAGUGGAAAGUAUGUGUUUGACAUUUUCUGUCACGUUGAAAGAUAUGUUCGGCGAGCCAGUCGAGUUUGAUUUGUGCAAAAAUGGACGGGAACGAGACGUGGAUGGAUUGAACAAGUUUGAGUUUGUUGAACUCUACGCGGACUUUUUACUGAACAAGAGCAUCGAUAAAUCUUUCAAUGCGUUCCGAAAAGGGUUUUUCCUCGUGACUCAGCGUUCGCCCCUACGUGCGCUUUUCCGUCCAGAAGAGUUGGAAGCGAUUGUCAUUGGCCAACGGGAUUACGAUUGGGAUGAGCUUAAACGAACAUGCACUUAUGAUGGAGGAUUUUCAGCGGCUCACGAGAGCAUUAAAGCGUUCUGGUCGGUGUUUGACGAAAUGGACGAGGGAGAGCGACGCAAGCUAUUGGAAUUUUAUACCGGAUCAGACAAAGUGCCAGUUGGCGGUCUGGCCAGAUUGAAAACGAAAAUUCAACGGUCAGGGCCGGAUUCUGAUCGACUACCCACAGCCCAUACAUGUUUCAAUAUUCUUCUGCUUCCUGCCUACUCGGACCGAGAAAAGUUAAAAACCAAACUCUUCAAAGCGAUGGAAAACGCCAAAGGCUUCGGGAUGAUCUGA
Molecule: messenger RNA, 2463 nt
Organism: Oikopleura dioica
Lineage: Eukaryota; Metazoa; Chordata; Appendicularia; Copelata; Oikopleuridae
Source: the annotation of a GenBank genome assembly